GAGAACCGAGCAGAAGAGGAUUGAAAUAUUCCAGGUUGACAGAAGGAGCCGUUGCAGUCAAUUGGAAGCCUUCCUUUUUCAGAGCAGCAAAAUGGGCAAAAAGAGUCGAGUGAAGACCCAGAAAUCGGGGAUUGGGGCCACAGCUGCGGUCUCCCCCAAAGAGAUGAUGAAUUUAAUAUCUGAAUUGCUUCUGAAGUGCAGCAGCACUGCUCCUUCUCCUGGGAAAGAGUGGGAGGAAUAUGUUCAGAUCCGAACCUUGGUGGAGAAGAUCCGCAAGAAACAGAAAGGGAUGUCGGUGGAGUUCGAGGGCAGCAGAGAGGACUUUUUCUCUGAACUGAUGGCCUGGGCCGCAGAGUGUGGAGCUUCUUGUGAUGGGUUUGAGAUUUCCAACUUUGCUGAUGAAGGAUAUGGCCUGAAGGCAAACAGAGAUAUCAAGGCAGAGGAGCUGUACCUGUGGAUCCCUAGAAAAAUGCUGAUGACAGUGGAAUCCGCCAAGAACUCUGUCCUUGGACCUCUGUACGGUCAGGACCGCAUCCUCCAGGCCAUGGGAAACGUGACUCUGGCUCUUCACUUGCUGUGUGAACGGGCCAAUCCCAGCUCACCCUGGCUUCCCUAUAUCAAGACCCUGCCCGGUGACUAUGACACACCCUUGUACUUUGAGGAGGAGGAAGUGCACCACCUGCUGGCCACACAAGCCAUACCAGAUGUGCUCAGUCAGUACAAAAACACAGCGCGGCAGUAUGCUUACUUCUAUAAAGUCAUCCAUACUCAUCCGAACGCCAGCAAACUGCCCUUGAAGGAUGCCUUUACCUUUGAUGACUACAGGUGGGCUGUGUCCUCUGUGAUGACCCGUCAAAACCAGAUUCCCACAGCAGACGGAAGUCGGGUCACACUGGCCCUCAUCCCACUCUGGGACAUGUGCAACCACACCAACGGCCUGAUUACGACUGGCUACAACCUAGAAGAUGACCGAUGUGAAUGCGUAGCUCUCAAAGAUUACAAAGAGGGCGAACAGAUCUACAUAUUCUACGGUACAAGAUCCAAUGCUGAGUUUGUGAUCCACAACGGUUUCUUCUUUGAAGACAAUGCACAUGACCGUGUGAAGAUCAAGUUGGGUGUGAGCAAGAGUGAGCGUUUGUACGCCAUGAAGGCAGAGGUUCUGGCACGUGCAGGCAUUCCUGUAUCCAGUAUCUUUGCCCUGCAUUGCAGCGAUCCGCCCAUAUCCGCUCAGCUCCUGGCCUUUCUGCGUGUCUUCUGCAUGACUGAAGAGGAACUCGGGGACUACCUGGUGGGCGACCACGCCAUCAAUAAGAUCUUCACCCUGGGCAACACCGAAUUCCCUGUCAGCUGGGAGAAUGAGAUCAAGCUGUGGACGUUCCUGGAAACACGCGCUGCACUGCUGCUCAAAACCUAUAAGACGACUUCAGAGGAGGACCGCUCCAUGCUAGAGAAGCCCGACUUGACCCUACACUCCCGCAUAGCUAUAAAACUGCGCCUGGCGGAGAAAGAGAUUCUCGAGCGAACAGCAUCCAGUGGACGCACCAAACGCCUGCACUUCCAAAAGCAACUGGAUGAGGGGGCACCGCUGCCUCUGUACGAAGAAAGCGACAUCGCCCUCCUGGAGAACGCAGACGCCAAACUUCCCAUCAUCCUACGCAAACUUGAAGAAGAGGAUGUGCGGGUUGAGGACGAGAUGAGCCUGGCCGAAAUCAAUCCCGAACCAGCCGGUCUAGACUCCUCAAAGACUCCGGUUCUUAACGGGGAGUGUAAAGAUCUCAAUGGUACACAAGAAGACGAACCAGGAAAUGAUGCAGUGCCAAAAGACAUCGGAGAGAGGGUAAAAGAGACCCCUGCACACCAAGACGACCUGAGUGGCAAACGAACUGAAGAUGAACCGGAAGAAGCUGGCGAAUAGUCGUAACCAUAGCACGGUAGCAAUCGCAGUUCCUGCUAUUUAUUUAUUUCAUUAAAAAGACUCACAAAUAGGAGCAAAAAGCUUUCUAAACAAAAAUGGCAGAGGAUUUCAGUUUAAUUUACAUGUUUUUUUUUUAUUAUUAAAUGCAGCUUAAGCAAGGAGUAUGAGCUAGCUCAAGCUAAGAAGUCUGUUGUUUUAUUUUGUGUUUUGAGUUUUUAAUCAGAGCCACAUUGGUUUCUUCUGUAGAAGCGUUACUCGUGCUGCCAGAAAGGGUUCCAAGUAACAAGGUAAGAAUGAAUACAAAACGUAAUGUAUGGACUCCUGUCUAGAUGAAGGCUCGCUUGGACCUCACAGAAUUAAAGAAAAAAUAUAGAUUGAAGACUUUAACAUGGUAACUUUGCCAAGGAUGUUUCUGUUUAGUUGUCUAAAUUGCUGACAAAGGGAAUUUUCUUCUCUCUAACAAGCCAUUACUGUUAGAUCACUCCAGAAACAUGCUUGUGUCAGUGUGUUGCUUGACAAUCAUUAUUCCUUUAUGUUUUGACACUGGUCUGUGAGGAUACAUCACUGACAGUGCUGCUUGCUAAUUGUUACCUGAGUGAAAAGGUUAAGACUUCAGGCCGCAAAAAAAAAAGAAAAACAUUUAUAUAUAUAUUUUUGUGCAAUUCAGAGAAUAGUAGGUGCAUUCCAGUCAAUAUUUUUAGUUUUGGAUUUGAACAUGGACAUUUUAACCUGAAACAGAAGAUGAGAGGUUUUUGGUAACCAUGAGGUUACUAGCUGUGAAUGUAGUUUAAAGUUUGUGUUAAAGAAAAACUAUUCACUUUUGAGUAUGUUAUAUACACUAGUUUUAAUACUUCUUUACCUGUGAGACAACUUAAAGGGUUAGUUCACCCAAAAAUGAAAAUUCUGUCAUAAUUUACUAACCCUCAUGCUUUUCUAAACCAGUAUGAUUUUCUUUUCUGCUUAGAACAAAAAAAUGGAGAUGUUAGGAAGAAUGUAGUCUGUCACCAUUCACUUUCAUUUGUAUCUUUUUUUUUUUUUUUCUCUUCCAAGCAUUUAUAGUGAAUGGUGACUAAGGCUGUCAUAUAGGUUUGGAACAACAUGUAGGUGAGUAAAUAAUAGCAGAAUUUUCAUUUUUGUAUGAAAUGAGAAUGAUAUUUAAGUGGUUUCAUAUGUGGAAACAUUGAUCAAGUAUAAAGUCCUUUUGCACAUAAAAUGCUCACCACAACAUAGACCCAACAUUUAAAUACCGAAACAUGGAGGAGCUUGUCUCUAAAUAAAUUUUAGCCUUUACCCAGUCACGUGAUUCAACAGGAGUGACUUGUAUUGGGCCGUGAGAUUUUUCUAAAAAUUGUCCCAACAUAAUGUUGUUCUUUUGGACUUGAAUAUACUCGAAACUGACGUUCAUGAAUGGUAUUUUGCCCAAUUUAACAGUACAGCUUCACUAGGCUUUUCCAAAAAAGAUUUUUUGAUUCUCAAAAGAUGUUCAAGUGUAUGGGACAUUGUCAACUGUUCUUGCUGCUUUGUAUAUAGAUUUAUAGCUUUGGAAAGCUUACAGCUUUAAUAAACUUGUUCUCAAUUCUUGAAUAAGUGAUCUAGACAUUAAGGAGAUACACUGUGGAUUGCACUGGCACGUAGUACUGUACGUCAGCAGACUGUAUAGAGCCAUUAGAAUCUGUCUACAUUGACAAGUCUGAGAUUAUAGUUCUGUGCAAUUUUCACUAGAAUCAAAUUAGGUGGAGUACUUCCUUUUAAAUCUUUGACCUGUCUAACUGUCAUUUAGGAGAGUCUUUUUUUUUAAACUCCCAUCAGAAGACAUAAGGGCACUUGUCCAUUUUCCUUUUAUUCUUUGUUUCAUUUGGUGGGAACAAAAGGUUUUAUUGAAAGUAUUUUUUCAUUCUUUGCCCCCCAAGCCCCAUUACAAAUUUAUAAAAGAAACAUUAUCUUGAAUCAUUUAAUUCGUGGCAAUUAAAUGUUGAAAUUCCACAUUCAUUAUUCAUGGGCUUCGAGAUAAAACCCCUUUAAUCCUUGAAUAGAUUAUUAUAAUGGGCGAUAGUGUGGGCAGUGGUAAACUCGGGCAGCCUUGCACAUGUCCGGUAUUGUUAGUAUUCUUCUUGUCAUGGCUGAGAGCAGGAGUGCAUGGAACUCCCUUUGGCCUGGGACCAUUGCACCAAAGUAAUUCUGCCUAUGAAUAAUACACACCACUUCUAUUAAUAUAGAAUUCCGUCAAGCCGCGGGCAGAGGGCCCAUUGUCAUGCAAUUAUUUAUCAAUACAUGUCACUGGUACCAUCCUUUAGAUGGCAGGAGGGGUGUUUCUUAGAAGGUUGGAAGGUCAUAUUUAUACUUUGUUAAAUAUUUUACAGUUGAAGUCAGAAGUUUACAUACACCUUACCCAAAUACAUUUAAACUCUUCACAAUUCCUGACAUUUAAUUGUAGAAAACAUUCCCCGCCUAUAUCAGUUAGGAUCACUACUUUAUUUAAAUAAAUUGAAAUGGCAGAAUAAUAGUAGAGAGAAUGAUUUAUUUCAGCUUUUAUGUCUUUCAUCAUAUUCCCAGUGGGUCAGAAGUUUAACACUAACAACACUUUGUUAGUAUUUGGUAGCAUUGCCUUUAAAUUGUUUAACUUGGGUCAAAUGUUUUUGGUAGCCUUCCAUAAGCUUCUCACAAUAAGUUGCUGGAAUGCUGGCCCUUUCCUCCAGACAGAACUGGUGUAACUGUGUCAGUUUUUUAUGCCUCCUUGCUCGCACAAGAUUUUUCAGGUGUGCCCACAAAGCCAUUUUGCCACAACUUUGGAUGUAUGCUUGGGGUCAUUGUCAAUUUAGAAGUCCCAUUUGCGACCAAGCUUUAACUUCAUGGCUGAUGUCUUGAGAUGUUGCUUAAAUAUAUCCACAUCAUUUUCCUUCCUUAUGAGGCCAUCUAUUUUGUGAAGUGCACCAGUCCCUCAUGCAGCAAAGUACCCCCACAACAUGAUGCUGCCACCCCUAUGCUUCAUGGUUGAGAUGGUGUUCUUCAGCUUGCAAGCCUCACCCUUUAUCCUCCAAACAUAAUGAUGGUCAUUAUGGCCAAAAGUCUAAAUUUUUGUUUCAUCAAACCAGAGGAAAUUUCUCCAAAAUGUAAGUUCUUUGUCCCCACGUGCACUUGCACUUGUCUGGCUUUUUAUGGUGGUUUUGGACCAGUGGCUUCUUCCUUGCUGAGCAGCCUUUCAGUUUUUGUCGAUAUAGGACUCGUUUUACUGUGGAUAUAGAUACUUGUCUACCUGUUUCCUCCAGCAUCUUCACAAGGUCCUUUGCUGUUGUUCUGGGAUUGAUUUGCACUUUCCGCACCAAACUACAUUCAUCUCUAGGAGACUUCCUGACUUCUCCUUCCUGAGCGGUAUGAUGGCUGCGUGGUCACAUGGUGUUUAUACUUGCGUACGAUUGUUUGUACAGAUGAACGUGGUACCUUCAGGGGUUUGUAAUUUGCUCCCAAGGAUAAACCAGACUUGUGGAGGUCCACAAUUUCUUUUCUGAGGUCUUGGCUGAUUUCUUUUGAUUUUCCCAUGAUGUCAAGAAAAGAGGCACUGAAUUUGAAGGUUGGCCUUAAAAUACAUCUACAGGUACACCUCCAAUUCAGUACACCUCCUAUCAGAAGCUAAUUGUCUAAAGGCUUGACAUCAUUUUCUGGAAUUUUACAAGCUGCUCAAAAGCACAGUUAACUUAGUGUAUGUAAACUUGUGACCCACUGGAAUUGUGAUUACAAUAAAAGUAAAACAAUCUGGUGUAAACUAUUGUUGGAAAAAUUACUCAUGUCAUGCACAAAGUAGAUGUCCUAAACGACUUGCCAAUAUUAUAGUUUGCUAAAAUGAAAUCUGUGGAGUUGUUAAAAAAAUUAGUUUUAAUGACUUCAACUUAAGUGCAUGUAAACUUUUGACUUCAGCUCUAUGUAGACAUGUAUAAAUUACUUGGUGAGUUGGUAGCUACACUUUUAAAGUCAACAUGAAAUCAAAUUCCAUGCACGUCAACCUACUUAUUUAAUGUUCCUAGUCUCGUGAUUGCAUGAUUGAUCAGUGUGUGUUCCAAAGAAAACUGAAAAUAUUUUCAUAAUCUUUCAUCACAAUAUAUAAACUUGUUAUCCCUCCGAAACAACUUUCUUUAUAUUUUAGGCCACUGUUCCGCUUUACUUAAAUAUUACAAAGAAGUAAUGUAAUAAACGUUUUACUUCACUGAAUAUCCUGUUUCACUCUGAAAUAUCACCUCACAGAAGACAAAUUGGUUGUGAAUGCCACUUUACAAAAUAAAGGUUCCUAAAGGAAUGGUUCACCACAAAAUAUAAAUGAUCUCAUCCUCAUGCUAUCCCAAACACUAUGACUUACUUUUUUCUGUGGAACACAAACCAAGAUUUUUUUUAAGGGAUAUUUAUAUGAUGUGUUUUUGUCCGUACAAUGAAAGUCAAAGACUUCCAAAACUUCCAAGUUCCAAAAAGGACAUAAAGGCAGAACAUAUGACUCCAGUGGUUUAAUCCAUGUCUUCUGUAGCGUUGUAAUAGCUUUGGGUGUAAAAAAGAUCAAAAUGCAUUAUUCACUAUUAACCUUUCCUAGCAAGUAUUUUGUUGAGCUAUUUUGCUAUGGUAGGCAGCACGGUGCUUUGAAAUAAGUGAAAUAAUUUGUCGACGUGAUAUGGAACUGUAUUGCAGUCAAGACCUGAUUAAGAUAAAGACCUGAUUAAAAAUAAUUCAACAAUACACCUUAUAGCUUCAACCAUUCAGAAUCAAGCAAUGCUGUGGUAUGAUUAAUGGUAACAGGCCGAAAAACUAAAGUAAAAGCGUAAUACAACCAGCACAACUUUUCUCCCAAAUAAAAUGAAUGGAGUACCUGUACUUUAUAAAUGCAUGUUUAUAUCAGACUAGUGAAUAAGUUCUGUGAAGUUCUUAUGCAUUUGUCCAAGUUCGAUUGUGCGACUGGAUGAUUAUUCUUAUAGCAAUAUGAAAACUGUGGGUAAGUUACGGGCACGUCCUGAUUCUGCCGAGUUAGACGCGUUAAGUCCUUUUUUACUAUCAAUCUUCACCUUUGAACAGCCCCAACCAGGUGGCUAAAUGUGAAGGUGAAGUCAAUUCCAUGUCAAAAUGUGGUUGUGAAAAUUAAAGCGUAGAUUUUGGGUAAAAUAUAUAUAUUUUUGUAUUUAAAUUUUUGACCUGUCACUCACCCACACCUAUCGUAUUGCUUCAGAAGAUUUAACCACUGGAGUGUCAUGGAUUAUUUUUAUACUGCCUUUGUUCCUUUUGGGCCUUUAAAAUUCUGGUCACCAUUGUGAGGGCCAACAGAGCUUAGAUAUACUUCUAAAAAUCUUUAUUUGUUUUCUAUAGAAGAAAGUAAUAUACAUCUGGGAUGGCAUGAGGGUGAGUAAACGAUAAGAUGAUUUUCAUUUUUAGUUGAACUAUCACUUUAAUACCAGGUGUAAAAGGGGGUCUGAUACACUUUUCUUGUAAAAUCAAAAACUUUUUAGAUCUGUAAACAGUCAUAGAUAUUGUUAACUUAAUAACCCUUAUAGAUGGUUCUUAAUGAAUAGCAUGUUCAGCAAUGAACCAUUGAGAAACUUAAUUUUAAUAGUGUGAAUUAUAGGUGCCCUACUUAAAAUGUUGUUAAAUUUCCCAGCACUUAACAAUGCAAAUGGAACAAAUUGUCUCAUGAAAGCUUUAUACAUUCAGUGAUAUCACUUCCUCUUAACCUAUUCGAGUUUUCUAAUGCUGAACUGUGUCUGGUCAUCUUGCUUUGUCAACUACCAUGUUGCUCUUCCAAAGAGCAGCUCUACAGUUUUUACAGCUGGUCUGCUUUGAAUUGAGUAUUAUUGGUAUAUUCUACAGCUUAUACCCGUGGGAAGAGUCCCUUAUUUGUAUUUUAAGCAUUAAGAUACCUCUCAGAACAGUUUGUUACAUAAGAAACUUGGUGGUCAGAAACUGUCUCCAGUUGGGGCUGUUUUCAUACUUUGCUGGUGAGAAAGACCAGGGUCGUUUUGUUUUUGUAUUAGAAUGCUUCAGUCUGCGUGGCUUCCGGGCUGUGGUUUCUCAGCUCUGAUUUAGUUAAUGCGACCAUUUCAGACCACACAUGGCUGGAAAGUGUUAACGGUCAUAUUUAUUAAGUGCUCUUGAACAAUCACAGAGAAACUGUCUCAUGUUGUCAUAGUCUUUAAUGUGGGCGCUGUUAGGUUUUUUUUUUUCUUUGUCCUCAAGUAAAGUGUGACUUUAUCAUGUAAUAGCUGUGGCUUAUCCUGACCAUGGGCACCCUUGCAUGUUAAACCAGUAUAUACAGUAAGAUGGUUUUAUGAGUGCAGUUUACAUUUAGAAGAAAGUUAAAAAUAUUUCUGAUGUUAAAAUUAUUUCUCAUAUCCCAAUUUAAAAAUGCACGCAGUAACUUUUUUGUUUGUCUUUUUGGAUUUGCAGUGACACCUAGCAGCAUGGAUGCAGCAUCAUUCAAAAUCAAAUAGUUUUCAGUCACAGAUGCCAUUGUAGAAAUUCACAAUUAACACUCCGAUUAAUUUUGUGGAAUCUGUUUUGAAAACCAUGAUUAUUUUUGCAAUUCCAUUUGGGGACUUAUGGGAAAUUACACACCGAGGCUUUCAUAUAUGCAGUUAUAUAUGUCUAUAAAAUGUCUUUUGACUGUAGCUUCUACUUCUGAAAAUCUGGCCCCUUGUCCACAGCUGAUAAAGUCAAUUUAGACUGUAUUUGCAACCCAUUUUACUUCUGUUCUGUGGUGUAAUUCAGAGUGAAAGAGGAUUUUCAAUAAGAAAAAUAUGUUGAGCCAGACUUGAUUUUAUCCAUCAUUAGUUAAUUAGGUUGUGAAAAGUGGUCUCUGUAUGACAUGUGGUUGAAAUGUAGGACGUCCCGUUGAUGUCAGCCCAAAAGGAUAGUCGUUUAGAGGAUGAUCAAGUUGUUAUAUUUUGAAGGAAAAUUACUAGGACAACCUUUUUUCAGUGGAAUAUCAUUCACAAUAAGACUUGGGAAAUGUAUUAAAGAUGCUCUAAGCUUCUUUGAACUUCCACGAGACUAAGCCUUUGAAUUAGACACGCCCCCUAUUCCCAAAAAAACGCUUUCCAGAGAUAGUGCUGAGAUGACCACCGAACAGUACAGUAGAGCAGCAGUGCAUCUUCUCAUGGUUUACACACAGCAGAAGCAAAAUAGCAUCCAUAGUUAACAACUUUUAUGAAUCUGAAUAUGACAAAGUCGACAUGAAAUCAAAACUGACCCUAUUUAUUUUAUGAAUCCAUGUUACUGGUCUUAUUGUUUCCCUAACAAAACCCUGUUCCCUACAUCAGACUAGCUUGGUUACAGGCCUGCUAGCUUGAAUUCACAUUUUGAAGGAGUAAAAAUGACGAAAUUGCAGUUGUGUUCGAGUCAUUUAAUGCGUGAAUGCUUCCAGAGGUGAUUGCUUCGGAGUGGAGAAAGUGGCUGGAGUUUAUUCAUAUUUUUUAACGCAGGCAUCUUUUGGAGGUAUCUUUGGAUGUUCAGCAUGAGUAAGUGCUCUCAACCCCCCAAUUAUAAAUUUUGUGUAUUGUGUACUUUAUUCGCUCAUUUCUCAAUGGCUACAGCCUUGACGUAAGCAAAAACUGUGAUGUCCUGUGUGCAUUUAUGGGCAGGUUAUGUAUUAUUGUUGUCGGUUACAUCAUUAGUUUGUUUAGAUCUCUCCAAAAUUUUCCCGGUAACUGCUCCGGCAUUAGUACCAUGGUGUUAGUCUGUGUGUCAACUGCAAACUCGCAUUCAGAUCUGCCGCCUCCAUUCCAGUAUGCAACAGCCACUUUUGACAAUACAAUCAACAACUGAUGGAUAAACUCAAGUCCCCGGCCUACAUUUUUUUUCUUGUUUCACAUUAAGGAAGUAAAGUCGGUCGCAAUGUCCGUUUCAUGCCAACUUUAAACCUGAGUGAUCCAUUUCUAAAUGAUUGACAGGCAUAAACCACAUCAAAGUCUUCUAAUUGGCUGAUCAAAGAAUGUGUCCGCAGUCACAUUUUUGUUUGCUGUUUACACAGUCAAGUGCUGUCACAGAGACCGGUGAGAUAUCUCAACUUUUAUUUUAGGGAUAUCUUUCAGGGAGAAUUUUCUGCAAACCAUUCCUUAAAAAAAAAACGCUUACAGCACCAUUAAUUAAAUUUGGUAAAGGAUUUUUAUUUUUUUAAACACUUUAUGGAGUUUGGGGUUUCUUGCCACAGUCACCUUUGGCUUGCAAACUGUGGGCCUAUAGACAAAUAAUUUUUAAGACACGGUUUUCAAUAACCUUAUACAUUUAAAAUGCAUAAUGAGGACUUGAAGGCAUUACAGACAGUAUAAUUUUCUGUUACAGCAUAAUUUUCUGUAAAGCUCUUUUGAAAUGAUGCGUGUUGUGAAAAUUGCUAUACAAAUAAAAAUGACUUGACAUUUAACUUUAAAGCUGAAGUUUGUACUUUCUGAGCCACCAGCACCAAAUGGAAUUUCAAAAGUAAUUACUGUUUUCAAACAGGUUUCCCAAACACACUACAGCCUUUCUACAAUUUAUUGAAAAAUCAGGUAGUCUUGCUCUAAACUCAUCCAAUUGUUGCUCUGUCCUGCCACUCAAACAGAUCAAUGUUGAAAGCACUACAGUGUUUACAGUUUUUGGG
Xyrauchen texanus (razorback sucker) is the source of this 10514-nucleotide messenger RNA. RefSeq names its product actin-histidine N-methyltransferase. Gene Ontology annotation, biological process: positive regulation of transcription by RNA polymerase II; actin modification; peptidyl-lysine monomethylation. The coding region runs from base 92 to 1915 and encodes 607 amino acids. The record is from RefSeq and is a predicted model, not a curated record. Gene Ontology annotation, molecular function: protein-L-histidine N-tele-methyltransferase activity; histone H3K4 methyltransferase activity; transcription coactivator activity. Lineage: Eukaryota; Metazoa; Chordata; Actinopteri; Cypriniformes; Catostomidae. The transcript is spliced from 13 exons.